Ceraceosorus guamensis is the source of this 2474-nucleotide messenger RNA. RefSeq lists its product as hypothetical. Gene Ontology annotation, cellular component: membrane. The transcript is spliced from 12 exons. The record is from RefSeq and is a predicted model, not a curated record. Bases 233 to 2179 code for a protein of 648 amino acids. NCBI's taxonomy places the organism in Eukaryota, Fungi, Basidiomycota, Exobasidiomycetes, Ceraceosorales, Ceraceosoraceae. Gene Ontology annotation, biological process: protein localization to membrane; vacuolar transport.
UACCUUACAGCUUCGUGCAACGUGACUCGUGAUUCUAGCCUCUUUAACCCGUUUCUACCUCAACCACACAACCUCAAGCAACCUUUGACUUGUUGCAACCUCGUUCCGACAUUGCUUGAGCGCUGUACCCGCAGAGUGCGACCAUCCGGGACCCAAUUCUCUAGCGAUUUCCCAGAGCUGCGCACCUUAGCGUUCAUCAAGCCCAGUCUGAAGUAGAGAAAAGCUGGCUUAGAUGCGCACGACUUCUUUAUACAGCGCUCUGGCGGUGCUUUGGCCAGCAGCUUGCCAAGCUUGGUACUUACCAGGUGCAGCUCCACGCUCUUAUGCUCCUGGGGAUGUUGUUCCAUUCACAGUCAAUGCCCUAGCCCCGGCUGCCUCGUCCCCUGGCCUUCCACCUUCAUCGGCGCAGGGCACAGUCUCUUCUUCCACUCAGCUCAAGAGUAUCACCAGCGUCAACUACUACGAGCCCAGACUCCACUUCUGCAGACCCCAGGGCGGAGAGGUGUCCCAAUCGGAAAGUUUAGGUGCUGUGCUCUUUGGAGACCGUAUCUACAACAGUCCCAUCGAGGCCCAUCUCCUCAAGAACGAGUCGUGCCAGCACAUUUGCACAAGUUCGGUCCCAAAAGAAGACUUUGGCUACAUCAACGACAAGAUCCAAGAACAAUAUGCGGUAAAUUGGAUGGUCGACGGACUGCCGGUAGCGACCAAAAGGGUCGCGGACAGGACGCAAGAGAUUUUCUACGCGAUCGGCUUUCCGCUGGGUCGGCAAUUCGACCAUCACGGUUUGGAGCUGAAAACUCCCGCUUUGCAUAACCACUACGAGGCCCUCAUCGAGUAUCAUCAACAUGCGCCCAACGAGUACAGAAUUGUUGGGGCGACUGUUUGGCCAGAUUCGAAGGACAGCUUGCGCGAAUCAGCGGGGAGCAAGCCAAACUGCGGCAACGUUGACUUUCUAACUUUGGACGAGAGCUCCUCGGGCGCGGGCAAGGAGGUCGCGUACACCAUCACUACUUACUGGAUUGAGAGCAAGACGCCCUGGGCGACGAGAUGGGACAACUACCUCCGCGUCUUCGAUCCGCGCAUCCACUUCUUUGCGCUCGCCAACAGCGUCAUCGUAGUGGUCUUCUUGAUCAUUAUGGUCGGCAUGAUCCUUGCGCGAUCGGUCAGUCGGGACAUCCAUAGGUACAAUGCCAUCGACCUCGAUGAGGAUGUCCAGGAGGAGUACGGUUGGAAGCUCGUUCACGCAGACAUUGGAAGGACCCCCUCCCGGCCACUGCUUUUGGCUGUCAUGGUUGGCACAGGCACACAGCUCGUAGCAAUGGCGGGCGUGACCCUCGUGUUCGCCCUGCUUGGCUUUCUCUCGCCAUCCAAUCGAGGCAGUUUGGGAACUGUGAUGGUGGUUACUUGGACGCUUUUUGGCAGUGUGUCGGGCUACUUCUCAACCAGGAUCCAUGUUAGCCUGAAUGGAGAGGACUGGAAGAAGUGCACGUUCCUCACCGCCUUUGCCUUUCCUUUCGUCGUCUUCUCUUCCAUUCUCGCGAUCAACUUCUUUCUGCUGGUCUCAGGCUCCUCUGGUGCUAUUCCCUUUGGCACUUUGCUAGCGCUGGUCGCUCUCUGGUUUCUGAUCAGUGUUCCCCUCACGCUAGUCGGCUCCUUUUUGGGCAUCAAGAGCGGUGGCUGGGCCACUCCGACACGCACAAAUGCCAUCCCAAGGCAGAUCCCACCGGUGCAGUGGUAUCUGAGACCGUUGCAGAGCGCCAUCAUGGCAGGCAUCCUGCCAUUUGGCGCAGCAUUCCUGGAGCUCUUCUUCGUGCUCAACUCUCUCUUUGGAACGCGAAUCUACGUGGCGUUCGGGUUCUUGGCAUUGACAUUCAUCGUGACUGCUUUAACUACGGCGACUGUCACCAUCCUGUAUACUUACUUCGCGCUGUGUGCUGAAGACUAUAGGUGGCACUGGAGAGCUUUCAUGACAGGUGGAGGAUCCUCUUUCUGGCUCUUUGCAUAUGGCCUCUUCUAUUGGGCCACAAGACUGUCUCUGCCAGGUCUGUCCACCAAAAUCCUGUACCUGGGAUACCUGAGUCUUUUGGGCCUGGUCAACUUCUUGCUCUUUGGCUCAAUAGGCUACUUUGCGGCGUGGAUGGCCGUCAAGCGGAUGUACACUGCCGUCAGAGUCGACUAGAGGCGAACUUGAGCUUGGCGUGCGGCAGAAAUCGAUAGCAAAUCAAUAUACAUAUUAUCAGCGACACGAGUCGGACAGACUCCUCUUUCAUGCUUAUGACGACAUGCAACGCAGUCACGAGAUGAAAGAAGAGAUUGCUCAAUAAGCAUGGAAGAGGCAGAUAAAAGUACAUUAGCAAGUGCUUGGUGAGGUGCGUCCCUCUCAAGCUAAUUUGGCAGCAGGAGGUUGUUGGUGCGCAGGAGCAAAAGCCUGCGCUAGCGAAGGACAAACAUGCGCUUCAAACGCUUGUGCGAGC